UUCUUCUUCAUCAGUUCAGAGAACCACCGACAUAACUCCAGCAGCAACAGUCUCUUCCUUGGUGACAGGGACAAAAGCAACAGCAUAACGCCAAAAAUCUCCGAGACUUCAGUUUUCAAAACAGCAAUCAAUUCCCCUCCAAUAACGCACCUCCUCGCCACCCACCCGACAGAAUGGGGAACGCCUGUGGCCGUCGCACCAGGCACCGCCACGACACACGUCCACCAACCGUCCCUUUCCCCGAUAAAAUCGUCCCUCAAGCACCUCACAUCCCCCCACCUAAUUACGGCCCCGCCCCUCCAGAUCCACUCUCGACCCGGAACGGCCGCGUCAUGGGGUCUUUGCCGUACGCCCACGUCGACUCCGCCCUCCGGAGCCUCGCCGGCCAGGCGGAGGGGUUCGGCCGCUCCGCCGUCGGCGGCCUCCACGGCCCUCUCUACCGCGUCACCACUCUGGCCGAUGAUGGUCCAGGAUCACUUCGUGAUGGGUGUCGCAAAAAAGAACCCCUUUGGAUAGUUUUUGAAUUGUCGGGCUCAAUUCAUCUCUCGUCUUACUUGAAUGUGUCUUCCUAUAAGACCAUUGAUGGCCGUGGCCAAAGGAUAAAAAUCACUGGGAAAGGUUUGAGGUUGAAGGAAUCUGAACAUGUCAUCAUUUGCAAUCUAGAGUUCGAAGGCGGUAGAGGGCCGGAUGUUGAUGGCAUUCAAAUAAAGCCCAAUUCAAAGCACAUAUGGAUCGACCGUUGCAGUCUCCGUGAUUAUGAGGAUGGCCUUAUAGAUAUCACAAGGCAGAGCACAGAUAUCACCAUUUCAAGGUGUCACUUUUCAGCUCAUGACAAGACAAUGCUCAUUGGAGCAGAUCCUUCCCACGUUGAGGACCGAUGUAUAAGGGUGACCAUUCACCAUUGUUUUUUCGAUGGAACUCGACAACGGCAUCCCCGAGUGAGGUUUGCGAAAGUACAUCUGUACAACAAUUACACCAGGAAUUGGGGCAUAUAUGCUGUUUGUGCUAGUGUAGAAUCACAGAUAUUCUCCCAAUGCAAUAUCUAUGAAGCUGGUCAGAAGAAGCUGGCAUUCAAAUAUCUCACAGAAAAGGCUGCUGACAAGGAAGUCCUGGGCACUGGUCACAUAAGAUCUGAAGGGGACUUGUUCAUGGUGGGAACUCAACCAGGUCUAAUGACUGAUCAAGCCGAACACUGCGUGUUUCAUCCUAGCGAAUACUAUCCCACUUGGACGGUGGAACCUCCGACAGAUUCACUGAAGCAGGUUCUACAACAUUGCACAGGAUGGCAGAGUGUGCCUCUGCCGGUUGAUCAUGGAGUCGCUGCAUAGCGUGCCAACUAAAGCGCUACCUCACCGUGCUUCUUGUCUUAUAAAUAACAACGUUCCUUUCCUUACACCGCUGUAUAAGUUCAGGUCUAAAUUGCAGACAGAACUUUCUUCUCCUCGUAUAUACUUGUAGCAAUGACGUAAUUGUCGACUGGGGAUCAAGAUAAAAGGAUGGUGUCCACAAAUAUGUAGGCCUUGAUAUUUUGAUGCAAGCUGUUUCGUUUCUGAUCCACCAAUCGACGUACUUCGGUUUAGUGGAGUAAAAUGAAGGGUUUCUUGCAAGUAACAUCAGCGUCGCGGACCAAAUGAAGCGUCGUCAUGUAUACGAUGAAUCUUCAAGUG
Molecule: messenger RNA, 1667 nt
Organism: Eucalyptus grandis
Lineage: Eukaryota; Viridiplantae; Streptophyta; Magnoliopsida; Myrtales; Myrtaceae
Product: probable pectate lyase 4
Exons: 5
Coding region: 174-1328 (384 amino acids)
Molecular function (GO): pectate lyase activity
Source: RefSeq, a predicted model, not a curated record